GUUGUCAUGGAGAUAGCAGCUAAAAUCAUGUAGCGUUAGCUUCUCUGUCAGGCUAGCAGCUCUAAAAACUACUUUUACAUGUUUAUUCAGCACUUCUGUAGAUUACUGUUAAGCACGGACCGUCUCCCAUCUCGUGUGGCCAUUACCUUCGAUCUGGAUAAUGUAAAAAAAAUAAAUAAGUCACAGAAAUAUGUUAGCAUCAUCUCAUGCACACCAAAAGCAAGAGUGACCCGGCGACCCUGUGAGGAUGGCCCGCUGCUGGAAGAGCAGGAGACCGAGGGCCAGCGGCAGCUGCAUGGCCUCUUGCUGCAGCAGCUCCACACUGACGUCGACAUUGAACGAUGUGUAGCCAAGAGGCAGUGCUUUGCCCCAGCGGCGCUUUAUCGGCCGUUUGGGGAGCAGGCAGCGGGAGUGAAGAGCCUCUCCCAGUUCCAGGCCCUGCAGGAUGGGGAGAAGGAACUGGCCAGCCUGCGGGAGCUGGGCCUGAAUGACACCGAGAUCCAGCUGUGGCAGAGCAGAGAUGCACCAGAGACAGCAGAGAAGUCCCACGGUGUGUGUGCAGCUCCAGGUGCAAAGGAAGAGCGCCUGCAGGCAAUUAAAGACAAAAUCGCCGCCCGGAUGGAGCUUCUAUCCCGCCCACAACGCUUUGUGUCCAGCCGGCCGCUGUCACGCCGGGAGAUGGAGAUUGAACAAGCCCUGUUUCAUGGGAAUGACCGCCUGGGUUUCCUCACAGCACUCUAUCAUCGAGAUGAAGAUAAGAAGGAGAACCAACAGGGGGCAUCCUCUGACCCACUGGACUCUAUCUAUAGAGAAGUUCUCAGGGAGCAGGAGGUGAAACAAGCUUCACAACAGAAAUCUGAGGGAGAACCGACAGGCGCACCGCACACAGCUGAAUCUGACCAAUCACAAAACUCACAGACAGACAGAAAUCAAUCGAGAGAUGCUUCUGACAGUCCGUCAGACCUGCAGGCUGGAAACAGUCGCUCAUCCAUCCAGCCAGACUCAGUUUCAGACACCUCAGAUCAGCAGCACAUUGAAAACAGACCAGAGCAUCUGCGACUGGCUCCUCUGAGACAGAUUAAUAUAAGCCAGCCAAUCAGCAGCCUGUGCGGAGCAGCAAAGGCGGGGCCAAGCAGACCACUCACUGUGACGGGGGAGAUUGAGACAAUUACAGAUGAAGAAAUCCUAAAGAACCGGGAAUCAGAAGAAGGGAUCCGGAGCAUUCCAAGGUUCCGAAACUACCAGCCGGGGAAACCCUCCAAGGUCCUGUGUGUGAAGAACUUGAGCCCACAGGCGUCAGUGGCCCAGCUGGUGGCGCUGUUCUCCAGAUUUGAGAGGAAGGACGGGCCCCCGGUGCUUUACCGGGUGCUGACUGGGAGGAUGAAGGGUCAGGCUUUCAUCACUCUGCCAGAUGCUGAAACGGCCCAGAAUGCCUUGCAGUUAGUCCACAGAUACCGGUUGCUUGGGAAACCUUUGGUGGUCGAAUUUGGCCGUGAACGACAGGAAGAGGAGAAACAGAAGGAGAAGGAAGGGCAGGAGGAGAAGAAAUAAAAAAAAAACACAAGAAAAAUGUUUUUUAUGUAAAUAAGACUGUUGUGAAUGGCAGACUGAAACUAAUGUCACAGUGAAUUUAUUUUCUGUGGAUAUAAAUUUGGAUUCUUUGGCUUAUUAUUAUCA
This is a messenger RNA of Oreochromis aureus, 1677 nucleotides long. RefSeq names its product RNA binding motif protein 41 (gene rbm41). The record is from RefSeq and is a predicted model, not a curated record. Lineage: Eukaryota; Metazoa; Chordata; Actinopteri; Cichliformes; Cichlidae. The transcript is spliced from 7 exons. The coding region runs from base 79 to 1551 and encodes 490 amino acids. Gene Ontology annotation, biological process: mRNA splicing, via spliceosome. Gene Ontology annotation, molecular function: pre-mRNA intronic binding; U12 snRNA binding. Gene Ontology annotation, cellular component: U12-type spliceosomal complex.